Molecule: messenger RNA, 2457 nt
Organism: Melanotaenia boesemani (Boeseman's rainbowfish)
Lineage: Eukaryota; Metazoa; Chordata; Actinopteri; Atheriniformes; Melanotaeniidae
Gene: aven
Product: apoptosis, caspase activation inhibitor
Exons: 6
Coding region: 54-1016 (320 amino acids)
Biological process (GO): negative regulation of G2/M transition of mitotic cell cycle
Source: RefSeq, a predicted model, not a curated record
UGUUAUGGUGUGUCACGUGUAUUACUGUUCGGCUACAGUUGAGAGUCAAAGCAAUGGAUGGUAGAGUCAGCCGAGGCAGCUGGAAACGAGGUGGCCGAGGUGGAAACGACAACUUUGGAGGGGAACACCGAGGCCGAGGAAGAGGAGGGCACCACCGCGGCCGGGGGAAACGAGACCACCACCGCGGUCGUGGACGCGGUGGAGGCGGUCAUGUAGUGGACCUCCCUGCACAGGACCAUGAUGAAGGGGAUAGGUUUGAGGAGGCAGAUGACAGGAUGAAGGUGUUCUCCAGGAGGAAGCUUGAGUCAAACUGGGACCGUUAUGCAGAAUCGGAGCUGCUGGACCAAGACGAUGACACACCUACUCAGAGAGGAACGGACUAUCAUGUACUGCUCGAGUCAGCAGGAGAUUCUUUCACCCAGUUCCGGUUUUCAGAGGAGAAAGACUGGGAGAUGGACCCGUUCACAGCCAGCCAGAUGUCAGCUGUGUUUUUGGACCUCCCAGCUCUCGCUCACAGUCUUCAGCAAGUGCCUUUACAUCAGAGACUCAACCUGGAAGCCGAGUUGGUUCAGGUCUCAACACCAGCAGAGCUUCCCGUUGUUACCCUCACACCUAAACAGGAAGUGCCCCAAGCGUCAAAAUUCACUCCUUCCUCCACAGCCUUCAGAAACCCCGGCACCAACCAGAAAAUCCCCAUAGCUGCAGCGGUGGGCUCAGACUUGCAGGGUUCCUCAGUAGCUGCUGAACCUUUGGUGGAUGACGGUGAUGAAGAGCUGGACCAGCUGCUCAGCUUACAGAAACCAGACUCUGAUGAUGCAGGGAUGCAGCCAAUCAGUGGUGCAGAUGAGGAGAGUGCAGCUUCAGAGAGAGCAUGUGAGGACGUUGCACCAAAAACGGUGGAAGAGAAGACGGAGGAGGUGAAAGACAAAGACGUCGCACCUCUGAAAUCUGCAGCCGUCAGAGAGGAGAUGACAGAGGAGGACCUGGAAGACUGGUUAGAUAGCAUGAUCUCCUGACCACCACAGAGGGGGUAUACACAGAAAACUGGUCAUGGUGUUACAUUUAUGGACAAUUUCAUUUGAUGCUUCCUUGUCUCAUGCUAUCCUCCUCUCUCUUUUGGAUGGCUAGUUGUUUGCCUGGCUGAAAGGAGACUGCAUGUUUCAGAGGUGUAAAAACAGGACAGAACAUCCCAAACAAUGUGAGAUUGUCAAAAUGUCCCCUCAGCACUUCACAGAGAAGUCUCUGUUCCCAUCUCUGCUGCCAAAGGAACGGACCGAUACUGAAACAGGCCACAGGUGACACAUAUGGUUUAUUGCGUCAAUUACUUUAUUAAUUUCCUCCCCCUACGAGAAAUGCUGCUUAUCAAAGCUACUACAUAUGUAAAAAUGGCCAUAUGGUAGCAGAUAACCAAUGUCAAUAAUACUUUUAUCCAAGUUUUGCAGUUCUCUGGUGUGGGGUUCUUCUACUGUGGAAAGAAGUGCAGGUGGGCAGGACACCACAGUUUAGGAACAAAACCAAACUAAGCAACAUCUACAUAAGGAUCAUCUAGAUUUUAUACAACAAUUUUGUCUUUCUUUUAUUUUCAAAAGCCACAAAACUAGCUUGAUGCAAAUCUGCAACUAGUCCAGAACUAGAGCACGGUUUGUGUUAGGAGGAACAAAGAAAAAAAAAAAGAAUUUGUUUUUGCAUAGUUUUUCAAAAGGCACGUCGGCACUUGAUAAACACCUAAAAUGAAUUGACUCUGGUCCUGGAAGAACCACGUUAAAUUCAGAGAGAUUUGAAACGGCUUUGAAAGGCAGAUCAGAUUACUUCUAGCAGCACACAUCCAUUCAGUGACACAAACAUCCUGGUGUUAAUGCAGAAACUGGUGCAUAUACAAACAUUCAGUUGUCAUGCUGUAACCCUGCACACGCAUCAGAUACCUAAACACAACAAAUUGUGCAACUGGUUGGGGUUAAGCAAGUGAAAAGGCAAUGUGAUUCAGAAUCAAAUAGAAGAAACUGCUAAAGAGGCGUUGUGGAGGACGAGGAUUCGAACGCACAAACCCAAAUCGUAAAAUCAUUAAUGGCAAGUCCGAGAAUAGUUUUAUGUGUAGUUAUCAGAAUUCAGAUUUUACUUGACAGCAUGUGUUGGGGUUCUGUUAACAGGGUGAAGUCAAGCUCAGUGUCUCUGUCAGAAGGGAAAGUAGGGAUGGGUGUUUGGGGCGCCGGGUGAGGUUGCCCCCUCUAACCCAGCUGGUCCUCAUAUUGCUUACGGAAGCAGUCUCCAGUGGGGAAGAAGUCCCAGCAUCUCUCCUGGUACAGCUUCCACACAUAUGACUCCUGCAGGUGGAGAAACGUGUUGAAUGAUGCAUGGUUAGGUUGUGCAAUGCUGUUACUAAACUCUGCAGAACUGGCAUGUUUUUCUUCCCAGAGACAAAUCAAUACUGUCUCUGCAUCUUCUUGUUAAAUUUGUGAU